This is a messenger RNA of Purpureocillium takamizusanense, 1044 nucleotides long. RefSeq names its product 4-hydroxy-2-oxoglutarate aldolase. NCBI's taxonomy places the organism in Eukaryota, Fungi, Ascomycota, Sordariomycetes, Hypocreales, Ophiocordycipitaceae. The transcript is spliced from 3 exons. The record is from RefSeq and is a predicted model, not a curated record. Gene Ontology annotation, molecular function: 4-hydroxy-tetrahydrodipicolinate synthase activity. Bases 82 to 1044 code for a protein of 320 amino acids.
GGCAUCGCUCCUCAAGCCAGUGUUCAAUCAUACCGCAAAACCCGUGCAGUCGGCAGUAAUCCUUCUGAGAGACUCUGGAGCAUGUCGUUCUCAAUGUCCCCUCCUCCAUUUGGUGUCUAUGCCCCCGUGGUGUGUUUCUUCACAGACGACGAGGACAUCGACUUUCCAAGCAUCACGCAUCACGUACAGAGGCUUCUGGCGUCCGGCGUCCGGGGCCUCGUCGUCCACGGGAGCAACGGCGAGGCAACGCAUCUUUCGCAGGAGGAGAGGCUCGAGGUAAUUCGACACGUUCGGACCCUGGUCAAGGCGUCUUCGUCAAGCGACGCCGUCAUAAUAAGCGGGUGCAGUGCGAAUAGUGUCCGAGAGACGAGGAAGCUCGUCCAGGACGCGCAAACAUCCGGGGCAGACUUCGCCCUGGUGCUUCCGCCGAGCUACUGGAUCGCGGCCAUGACCAAGCCCGUCAUCAAGGACUUUUACCUGCAGGUGGCGGCAUCCUCGUCGCUUCCCGUGCUCAUCUACAACUUCCCCGGUGUCACCGGCGGCAUCGACCUCGACUCUGACAUGAUCAUCGACCUGGCCAGGGAGCGGCCGGCGAUUGUCGGCGUCAAGCUCACGUGCGGUAACCUCGGAAAGCUGCAACGCAUCUCGGCGACGCUGCCGAGCUCUCAGUUCGCCGCAUUCGCCGGCAAGGCCGACUUCAUGCUCCCAGGCCUGGUCGCGGGAUCCAACGGCGUCAUCUCGGCGCUGGCCAAUGUCGUGCCCCGGGCACACGUGGAGCUCGCGAGGCUCUACAAAGCUGGGGAGCUGCAGGAAGCCAUCACGCUCCAGAACGGACUCUCCUUGGCGGACUGGGAGUUGUCAAAGUCUGGGAUAUCGGGGGUGAAGACGGCCUGUCAAUGUGGAUUCGGCUACGGAACGGGCAACGCCCGCAAGCCGCUGCCCACGGUCAUUUCUGAAGCGUUCUCCCUCAGUCACCAAAGCGCCCUAGAAGGGAUCAUUGCGGUAGAGAAGCAGCUGGCCUGUAGAAUGAAGGCGGCAGAUUGA